Molecule: messenger RNA, 720 nt
Organism: Truncatella angustata
Lineage: Eukaryota; Fungi; Ascomycota; Sordariomycetes; Amphisphaeriales; Sporocadaceae
Exons: 2
Coding region: 1-720 (239 amino acids)
Source: RefSeq, a predicted model, not a curated record
AUGCGCAUCAAAGCCAGUGGUUGUGGCGUCUUGGAUCCUACACUACCCUAUCAAGACCCUGUCGUUCUGUUCGAUGUACCCGAUGAGCCGACCAUCAAAAUUCGUGAAGACCUCAACAAGGCAAAUGACAAAUUCAGCCCUGCUGCAAUAGCAGCGCCAGGUAAAUUUGUGUCACACAAUCUCGAAUUUGUCAAGCUAGAGAUUGAGCGACUUAUCAACCAGCACAGAGAACUCAAUGCAAGCUAUCUCGUCGGUAUGAAUGACGAGGCGUACCAUAAUACCUACGGUAAGCUCAAGGCCCAGAACUCCAUGUACUAUGCUUUCAAACCCAAUUACUUGGCUGUAGCACGCUCGAUGCUUCGUGUUUGGAAGUCGGUUUGCCCAAACAUCAUCAAAGGUGACUUGACUGAGGAAGAUGGCUGUCAUAAAAGAUCUGUUCGCUAUGCGAUCUUGUAUGGUCACCCUAGCAUCGAUGUGAUUGAUUACAUGUUCAUAUAUAAGGACAUUCCGAGUUCAGUGGAAGACAGACUACACGAUGCGGAACUCGUUGAGAUGACAAUUCGUGUAGAGCGCUUGGAUGUCGCUCUUUUUAUGAUGCAGGGAGGUUUGGACAACAUACCCUCUCGAGCUGUAGAGGCUGUACGGCAUCCCGACGACGACAUUGAGGAACUACAGGAGUUUGCUGGCGAUGGCGCCAUAUCGACUCAGGACCACCCUUGA